AUCACCACUCUGUCGCCAGUCAGUCAGUCAGUCAGUCAGUCAGCCAGCCAGGCUGUCAGGCAACCAGAAUAGUCAGUCAGUCUAUCGGCGGUUGCUUUCGGGAUCGGAUAUGCUUUUCGGGAGGUCCCGUUCCGUCGUCGUGGUUGGUGUUUCAUCGUUCGUUUUCGUGGCCAGCAGGUGCACCGCACUGACAGGAGCGUGAUUCCAGAGCAAGUGGCAAACCGGUGAUUAAUACACACGGAAAACGGGGGCAAAACCAUUCACUUAGCGAAAGUAAGCUCGUGUCUUGACUCGAGCCGCCGACUGCAAUAUCGACAGUGGAGUGAGAGAAGUCGCUGCCAGAAGCGGCAUUUGUGCAUUAUUCAAAAGAAGGGAAAUUUUCCGAAGCGUACCGGGAAGUUGCCCUCGUAUUGUUAUUGUUUGUGAGGAUGUUUGUACUUGUGACUGUGCGGAUGAGGAUGAAGAUGAUGGUGAUGAUGAUGAUGAGGAUGAGAAUGAUGAUGAUGCUGCUGUUGCUGCCGCUGCCGCUGAUGAUGGUGAUGUGCUGAAUGAUGCCAAUGAUGUGAAUAAUAUUCGUACGUUGCUCUUCUCGUAAAGUUUGUAACGCAGUGCUGUUAGUGAGACAUCCUGACGAUGGUUGUGGCUUUGAUGCUCCCCUGCGAAAUAAUGAUGUUGAUGCUGUAGAAUCGAAACUGGUGUCGGAAAGCAGUACCGGUGAGCUGCAGUCAACGGAUCGGAAAAGGUGUUUCUGGAGUGUUUAUAUUUAUGCUGCUGUGUUUUGUGCUAGGAUAAAAACUGUGAAACUGGUAGUACAACGAGACAAUAAAACGAAUCAUUUAGUUCCAGUAGUGACCGGAACCGUGACAAUUUCAGCUACCAUCCGGCUAUUCGCGGUAGCUAUUCAGCAGCACCACUGAAAUAAUUAAUUUACCCCACAACUUCCGUAGUGCACCAACUGCAAUUGCAUCGGAUUGGUUACAGGCACUUCACUCUGAAACGACAUCGUGUCGUCGUCGUCAUCGUCGUUGUUGUCGCCGUGUUCGUCAGGAUGAAGUGUUCAUGCGAAAACAACGCCAACAAUCCGCAGCCAACGCUUCGGCCAACGCUACUGGCCACCAAUUAGGUUAACUCAUUGCAUCCGACAGGCCCCUUUGAAGCGCACUCAAUCUGAAAUUUAAUAUCAUUAAAUCAUUAAAUGACGGUCAGCUGGCCAACUGGCGAUCAGGUGUCUAAUAGUAAAAAAAACACACACACACACAGAAAAGUGUAUCCCGAGCGCUAUCCAAAUUCUCGCAAAAAGGAAAAGUGCCAGUGUUAUUUUCAUGCUCACUGUGGAUGCAGUUCAGCGUGUGAAAAUACGUCAACAUUCGCUCAUCGUCCCUGCUAGCAAAUUAAAGGCACUUUGGUAAAUCGGAGUGAAUCAGAUAAAACGCCAACGCUCGCAACAGAAACGUAACAAUAAUGUUGAUUCUUCACACAAUUAAAUUAAUUUUAAUAACUUUAAACAUUCUACCAUAUCGGUUUACACAUCGGAAUGUGCUGUUCCUGAUAUACCUGGGGACGCUCGUCACACACGUUUUUAUGGAUGAACCACGCUUCGCUCAACCAAUUCCUAACGUGACAGUAGCUGUCGGUAGGGAUGCAAAUCUUCCCUGCGUAGUAGAGCAUUUAGGAACCUAUAAGGUUGCCUGGAUCCACAUAGACCGACAGAUGAUACUGACGAUUCACAGGCAUGUAAUUUCGCGAAUUCCACGGUACAGUGUGACUUACGACAACUCCAAUACGUGGCUGUUGCACGUAAAUCAGGCCCAGCAGGAUGACCGGGGCUAUUACAUGUGCCAAGUCAACACGAAUCCCAUGAUCAGCCAGGUUGGAUACCUGCAAGUUGUUGUGCCUCCCAACAUCCUGGACAUCGAAAGCACCCCCUCAUCGGUGGCAGUACGCGAGAAUCAAAACAUCAACAUGACAUGUCGAGCCGAUGGUUUUCCGACACCCAAAAUAAUCUGGCGCCGUGAGGAUGGCCAAAGCAUCACCGUCGAGCGAAAGAAGAAAGUGAUGGUUUACGACGGCGAAGUGCUCCAUCUGACGAAAGUGAGCCGAAACGAGAUGGGUGCUUAUCUCUGCAUCGCCACUAAUGGGGUGCCACCAUCAGUGUCUAAGCGGAUUAUUCUUGACGUUGAGUUUUCGCCCAUGAUUUGGGUUCCAAAUCAAUUGGUAGGAGCGCCAUUGUCGACGGAUGUAACGAUAGACUGUCACACAGAAGCACAUCCAAGAGCGAUCAUCUACUGGGUCUACAAUUCCGUGAUGGUACUUCCUAGCAAAAAGUAUAUAAUCGAUUACAACGAAAACUCUUAUCGAGCACACAUGAAACUGACCAUCAAGAAUUUAUCACUCGGCGAUUUUGGGAAUUACCGGUGUAUUUCGAAAAACUCCUUAGGGGAGACAGAAGGUUCGAUACGUGUUUAUGAAAUUCCUUUACCAUCGACACCAUCGAAGCAAAUAACGCACGUAGUGGAACCGAAAGAAGCGGUUGCAGCGCGAAACGAAACCAUUAAGGUCGUCCAACCCGAGGUGCUGUUUCCAAUUAAGAACGACGAAAACUACGCGCAACGCUCCCCCAACGGUAUCCCGUUCGAGCGCAAGGGUUUGGCAAUCGGACAGAGCUUCUACACCGACAUGCCACCGAAAGAUUUCGGCUACUCCCACGCAUCGUCGCUACGAUGGAACGGUUGCACCUACUACGUGCUAGUCAAAAUUGUCAGCAUUACUUCAUCGCUCACCUUCUCGUACUGCGUCGCAAACCAAUUGUUUCUAUAAACCCGAUUACCCGAUGUUAGGUUCACAGAACAGUUGUAAAUGAACAAGGAUACGUUAAUAACAUAAAAUCUCCACUCCCCAUAUCAACGCUGGAAGGUUGAACCCCUGCCUGAUUUGACCCGACAUAUCCGUAAGUUUGUACAUUGGAAACGCGAAAUUCGAAGCAAGUGAUACUAUAGUCAAAUUGCAACGUAAAGACAAAAAAAAACCAACUCAGAUAAUAUAGUUGCCAACCAUGAACAUCAUAUCCUUACAGAACCAAAAUAAAACCUUUACGUCUGUAGUGACAUAUUCGAACGCGACCCCUAGAAGAACACGAAAUGAUUUAGUGAACUAUUUAUUAAGCAUACCAAACGACUAAUAGGAUGUUAAACCAAUUCAAAUUCUUUAAAAAAAAGCUAUAAACCCUAGCAGAUAUUAGGAAUCAGAAAACAGAUGCGCUUUUUGUUGCGAAUGGAAUUAUUGAUCAAUACAACAUAUGAGAAUAACUAGAGUGUAAUUAAACUAGGCUGACAGCGAAAUGUAUCAUAAUAGUGAUAAAACGAGCAAAAUCAGUUGUUUAUUGAAUGUAACUAAUAGGUGAAUUCAAUCGCCACUGUAAGUUGGGAUGACAACAGUUGUUGCUAAGAUGCCAACAUGAUGUACAUAAAAUCAACCCCAGCUGCUCUGAGACAACUGACAAGCAGGCGAUGAUUUGUAAAAAAAAUAUACAUUUGCUAAGGAAAACAGAUGUGAGCAAAUAAAAGUAUUAUAAGGUAAUCAUUUAUUUACUAGUCAGAGUUCGACUAUAGCUGAGGAUUUGCAACCAUAAUUGCUGAAUCAAACAAACGGAUAAAUGAGCGACUCCAAAAGCAUUAUUUUAAGAAUGUCUAACGAUACAAAUAAACUGACAGUUUCGUCUCACCCCGAAUCGCUCAACCCACAGGGGAUAAUAUCAAACAGAAAUAACGAAAACGCUCAUAUCGAUUAGAUGCUGCAAUGGAAUCUGAAAUGAAUAAGACACAAUUCGAUCAAAUGUAUCACUAAACGAUAUUUUUGUUAACCUAAGCCAUGGAUGAAUCAUACGAAUGACAAGCAAAUAAAAGACAAACAAAAGAAAACAUUUGAUUUAAAUAAAA
This is a messenger RNA of Malaya genurostris, 3935 nucleotides long. RefSeq names its product lachesin (gene DIP-delta). Gene Ontology annotation, cellular component: neuron projection. NCBI's taxonomy places the organism in Eukaryota, Metazoa, Arthropoda, Insecta, Diptera, Culicidae. The coding region runs from base 1462 to 2817 and encodes 451 amino acids. The record is from RefSeq and is a predicted model, not a curated record. The transcript has 12 exons.